This is a messenger RNA of Acaulospora morrowiae, 178 nucleotides long. Lineage: Eukaryota; Fungi; Glomeromycota; Glomeromycetes; Diversisporales; Acaulosporaceae. The record is from the annotation of a GenBank genome assembly.
GAACAUAAAAGUAUUACAAAUUCUACUGAAGAUUUAACUUUAGUGAAUGAAUUCGUACAAGGUUUAUUACAAGACUUUACCUCACAUAAUAAUCAAUGUUGGGAAUCUAUAGAGAUAACCAGUCCCACAUCCAUAUCGGAAAACCUCCAGAAGCUCGCACAUUUAUUUUAUCAGGCAA